AUGUCCGGGCAUGGGGGAGUAGCACGAUCGACGCAACCGCGCACUGAGGAGCAACGCCGAAUUGAUCUCGACAAAAUAAGUCACUAUCGAGAUCUGGAAAACCAAGUUCGCAAAAAGACAUCACAGAAAGACUACAGCCAAGAGACGCUAGAUCUUACGUCGAAGCUUCUCCGUCUGAAUCCGGAAUACUACACGAUAUGGAACAUUCGCCGACGCUGUAUAACGUAUGGCUUUUCCUCAGGACAAUCGGGUGGAUCGCAUCUCCCGAAGGAGUCACAGACUUCCUCACCGAAAACCACUCCACCACUGUCUUCCGCAACUUCGUUGUCUGCAUCUUCGGCCAAGACUCUAUCGUCCCUAGAGCUCCAGACAGCUGGGAAGAGUGGUACAACAGCUGAGGCUGACAAAGGAUACAAGGAGGAUAGGGAGGUCAUCAAGACUGAGCUCACCUUUACCGUGCCUCUGCUUAUGGAGUUCCCCAAGUGCUACUGGAUAUGGAGUCAUCGUCUGUGGGCACUGAAUCAGUCCAUAGAGCGUCUUCCUGUCCCCGUGGCCCGUAAAGUAUGGGAGGAGGAGCUCGGACUUGUGGGAAAGUUGCUGCACAGGGACUCGCGUAACUUCCACGCCUGGGGAUACAGGCGUUACGUCGUCGAGAAGCUCGAGAGCGCCCAACUCGACGGCUCCAGUCGGGCCGAGUCCGAGUUCGAGUACACCACUAAGAUGAUUCAUAAUGAUCUUUCUAACUUUUCGGCUUGGCAUCACCGCAGCCAAAUCAUUCCCCGUCUGCUAAACGAAAGGAAAGCUACGGAUGACGAUCGGCGCAAGUUUUUGGAGAGUGAGCUUUCUCUCAUCCGCGAGGGACUCAACGUAGGCCCAGAGGACCAGUCACUUUGGUUCUAUCACCAGUUCCUCGUGUCAAACAUCACCGAUAAGCCAAACUCCCGGACGAUAGCGCCCAACCUUACCGACGCCGAGCGCAGAUUGUAUGUUGAGAGAGAGAUUGACGAGAUCAAGGAUUUCUUAGAGGACUACCAAGACAUCAAGUGGAUAUACGAGGCUCUAGUACAAUACAGCAUCGCCCUGCCGCCGUCGCAGGAUGGUGCGCAAGACAACUCAGACGACUGGGUGCCCUGGCUGAAGAAGUUGAGGGAGUUGGACCCUCAACGAAGCGGCCGUUGGAAUGACUUGGGAAAAUAA
This is a messenger RNA of Geosmithia morbida, 1197 nucleotides long. Its product is annotated as geranylgeranyl transferase type-2 subunit alpha. The transcript has 4 exons. The record is from RefSeq and is a predicted model, not a curated record. Gene Ontology annotation, cellular component: cytoplasm; Rab-protein geranylgeranyltransferase complex. Gene Ontology annotation, biological process: protein geranylgeranylation. Gene Ontology annotation, molecular function: Rab geranylgeranyltransferase activity. NCBI's taxonomy places the organism in Eukaryota, Fungi, Ascomycota, Sordariomycetes, Hypocreales, Bionectriaceae. The coding region runs from base 1 to 1197 and encodes 398 amino acids.